AUGCUACAACCAGAAACAACAGCUUCUUCCGCGGCUCAUGAAAGUCAGGCUAUCAACUGGGCAAGAUUGGAGCACGUCAGAGUAUUAUCUGCCAGUGGCAGCGUAUCUUCUGCUACUCCUGUCGUUCCUGUACUUGCUCCUAGUCCGGCGGUCUCAGCCCUGGAUAGCGAGCAAGGGCAUAACGAAGAUGAUGGCUUGCCUAGCCGUUCUAUCAGCCAGUUAACCAGACCUACGGAUGAGUCACCCGUGGAACGAAGCAAUAGCCGGAGGGAAAUCCCUGCUGCUCAACAUCAGGUCAGUCCUAUUGACUCUCGUGGUUUAUCGCCAAAUACUCUCGCUGCUCCAAAAUCUCUUACGGAGCAUCACGACGGGUCAGCAUCCGAUGCCCACUCCAGCGACCGGAGCCUGCAAGUUCCACAGCACCGACGACGGUCUGUCAUCUCCGACGUAUCCAGUGCAGAUCCCAGUCCUACCAUUAGUGCCGAACGUCAACAUGGCAGAAGGAGCGUGUCUCUAUCACCUGCAGACGACCUACCAGCUCAUCCAAAGCCUGCUGCGCACGAAGAGCGGAUACCCCAGCCUGAACAGCGCGCUCCCACAGCUGUGGCUGUGGCGGCGAACAUUCGACCAUCCUUCGACACCAAGGAAGGCCAAACAGAGCCUCCGAUGGCAACAGGUCUUCCUCCAUCAACACAAGAGCGUUCCGACGUACAGGAUUUGAAGCCAGCUGUUGCGACUAUAGGGCCACACUCUACUGCUGAACCACCGACCCAGAAGUUCGCGUCGCAGCAUGAGCAAGACCGCGAGAACUACCCGCUUGGCCACCAUCGGCCCUUCUCAUUUGCCGGCAUUGAAGGUAUUGGCGCCAUCCAUCAGUCAGAGCAGAUACACGAGCAAGAUCUCAGUAGGGUUCCAUCUCAGCCGAUGAGCCCGAUAAGUCUAGGUCGAAGCAGUGCGGGAGGCUUUAGCAAGGAGAUGUCGCAAGUCAGUGUUGAAGAGCCCUCGGAUCAGGCAAACGACCCAGGGCAAAGACAUUCGCGACCAUAUUCCAGGCCUUUCAUCGCUGAUCCAAAUGUCGGCAGUGACCCAGCAUUACGUGCGAUGGUACCAGGGCAGCCCCAGAUGGAUCGUGCCCAAACGUAUCCUAUUGAGAACCCCUUGCCUAGUGCAAGGCGGCCCCAAGAAGAGCUUGAUCGCUUGCGCCAGCGAAAAGAGCAGCAUCAAAUGGCCGCCAUGCAUCAACACCAGCCGCCCAUGGAAGAACAAUAUCGCAUACCAGGUCCGUACGGGCAAAGAUAUUCAUUAGCUAACCAAGUCUCUACCCCCACAAGCGGCCGGGGCAACACUCAAGUACCCGGUAGCGGACAGCCACCAACCAGUGCGCGCAGAUCUCAGCAAUAUCCUAGCCAGAUUCCACCGCAGCCUCAUCCUGGUACCAGCUCAAACAUGUCAAUGGAAGGCCCGAAUCGCCAGGGAUACCGGGAUGAGUCUUCGAACAAGUCUGGGUCUGUUGCUCAUGUGGAAUAUGAUCUGAAGUCCGGAGAACCUGUGAAUUAUCCCUACGUUCGGUCAGUUCAGCAACAUCGUCAAUCAAUUGGUCCACUACCUACUCCUGCUGCACAAUCGGUGUCUUCACAGCCAGCAUCACAGGGUCCGCAGACAGAGAGAAAGAAGAGUAUGCUUGGGAAGCUCUUCGGCGUUGGCUCCCACUCGCGUUCGAAGCUCCAGAAACAAGGGAGAGUCGGCGCUGCACUUGACAGCGCAGAAAUCGUACAGAAGGAGAAGCGUGGUAGCUUCCUGCACCGUAAUGACAGUAUGUCAUCAGAGAGAAGUGGCAGUUACGGUCGUCAGGACCAGCUUGGACAACUUGGCUCGCCCAGCAUUCAGUCUCACUCUGCAAGACGGCUAUCUAAGGAUGUCUUACGAGCCCCUACCCCAGAGACAAGUGAGAGAGGAACAGAGGGAAAGAAGAAGAGGUUCUCAGGAUUUGGAGGCGGCCUCUUCAAGAGCAGCAGCAACACACGGGCUGCAACAGUACCUACUCCUUCACAGACACAGGGACAGCACGUUCCUACUCAACGUGUUAUAUCACCCGAGCCAUAUUCGGCACAGAACCACCGGGUCACAUCUCCAGAGCCGUAUUCCGCGCACACCCCCUAUGGCCGGUAUCCCAUGGGGCCUGGAGGUUACUUUCCCCAAGACCCUGGGCAUCUACAAUACUCUCAGUCUGCAUAUCCAGCGAGCCAAACGCAGUCCCAACCAUCUCAGUAUCCAAAUGUGACCACUCCGUACCAACACCAUUCAGACCGCAGCAGUUAUCCAUACCCGGGACAACCUCUCCAGUCACUGCCACCAGGUCAACAGCAAGCAGCGGGACCGUAUCCAUCCAACACGUAUCCAUACAUGAACCCGAAUCAAAGUCGACCAUCCGAUCUUCGCAUUGACACAAGUGGCGGCAACCGUAGUCAGUAUUACGCGCCCGCUACUGCCCCGGCACAGGGCUACUCGAGACCGGUGUCCUUCGCGCCGACGCCGCCCCCGAAUACAAACCCAGCCAGUACGAUAACAACCACAGGCGGGCCUACAUCCGCUGGUUUGGGACAGCCUACGCCUUCAAUCCGACAGGACCCUCGUACGCAUGUCAUUGACCUCCACAAACGAUCACGCUCACCACGACUUGGACGCCCCGGCUCUGAUGACCUGGACUCCGGCCAACCACGAGGCACUCCAAAUAUCGGCGUCAACGACAUGUUAGGUACAUUCAGCUCCAAGAAGAUCAGUCCUGUUGGUGGCAUCGCGCGUCCAGACGAUGACCAAGAAAGGCCCUUUGCAAUCACGGUUCCUGGGCUCGACGAUGAUGGAAACGAUCGACGCAAGAAGCAGCUUCUUCGCGAACGGAUCGAAGGUGCAACAACGAGGAGCGACACGCCCGUCAGCGUCGACUCCAGCAGCCACCCUGAGCAGAUCAACACCAACACGAGCCAGGGCCUAGAACGCAACGUGUCAAUUCUGGAGGGAUCCCGAGAUCCAACAUCGCCCCGGGAAGCACGCCGUUCUAGUGCAAGAGACAAGACCACCCCCGGAAUAAUUGCAGAAUUGCCGGGCUCCAAGGCCGAGGGGUAUGAAUCGGAAGAAGAGAUUCCAAUGAGUGCUACAGCGUACCCUGGGCAGGAAUGGAUGCCAGUUUUUGUCAAUGAUGACUGA
Molecule: messenger RNA, 3204 nt
Organism: Fonsecaea pedrosoi CBS 271.37
Lineage: Eukaryota; Fungi; Ascomycota; Eurotiomycetes; Chaetothyriales; Herpotrichiellaceae
Exons: 1
Coding region: 1-3204 (1067 amino acids)
Source: RefSeq, a predicted model, not a curated record